UAGCAAACAGUUUGUUAGCAUACAAAGGUAUCAAAGUGCAGCGCUGAUCAGGCUGACGCAGUACCACUGUAUCGAGAGUCGUAUGUUAGUUUCGUGGAGUAUGUGACUUUCACAAUGUGCGAGUGUGUGUGACAGUCUGACAGGGGUAUUGUUUCAAAAUUUAAGUCAUUAAAGCUUCCUCUUAAAAACGCGGUGUACAGUGGAAUUGUUUUUUUGGAAAAUUGCAGAAUUUGUUUACUUAUCAAAUAACGAAAAAGGAUAGUUAAACUUCAUGGUGCAUUUUUGAGAACUUCUGCUUUGGAUAAUUUAUCACUUUGACAUAUGCAAUGGAAGUGAAAGAACUGUUUCGUGAGAGCAGAUAUCCCUCAGGUUUGUCAGCGUUACUUCUGUCCGUCUAUUCGCCGUUUGGAUUGCUGCUGGCAGUGCUCAGAUUUUUGUUUGGACUACAGCUAAUCCUUACGAGUAGACUGCUGCCACAGCUGUCUAUCGCUAAAAGCAAGGCCUUCCAUAUUGUCUGCCCUUUGCUUGGUCUCUUAGUAUCACAUGAGAACAAGGAAGCCAAAGAUACCACCAGCCGGGUAUUUGUGGCCAAUCAUGUCACUCGCUGGGAUGCUCUCAUCUUCCAUCUCACUUUAGGUUGCCUAACGAAACCAAAAGACUGGGGUCUUCCUUUAUGGGUAAAUGACCUCCUUGGUAUUAAGGAUGACUUGGUGGAUGAAAGGCACCAGGAUUCAGACUCUGGCUCUGGUGCUGUCCUCCUCCUCCCAGAGGGAACCACAACUAGUGGAACUAAAGGAUUGCUAAAAUUUGCUCCAUGUGAAUUCAGUGCUGUGCAGCCAGUUGCUGUGAAAAUCAAGCGGCCAGCAUUUGCAGAUGUGGCACCCACAUUGCUGUCAUCUUCCACAUGGGCAGAUCUCUUCUGGUUUCUCUUUACGCCUUACACAAUGUAUACACUCAUAUUUCUUCCUGUGAUGAGGCGUGAAGAGGAUGAGGACGACUCUGCCUUUGCCAAGCGCUUGCAGACAGAAAUUGCAGCUGCACUAGGUCUUUCAGCCACAACUUGCACUGCAGCAGAUAAGGCAGAGUGGGCGAAGAGACGUGCUGCAGAACUGCGUCGACAGGCGGCUGCGGCCAGAAGAGCUUUGGCUCAGGGAACAAGCAGUGAUCUUCAAAGGAUGGUAAGGCAGGUUGCGGAGGUUCUGCCCCGUGUGCCACAUGAGGCCAUCCUGCGAGAUCUCAUGAGGACUCGCAGUGUUGACAUUACAAUUUCUAAUAUUCUUGAGGGCCAAGUGAGGUAUGAUCCUUUGCCUGAGAGUGUGUCACCCUUGUCAUCUACACUUAUUACAAGUAUUCCCAGUGGAGCAUCACAGAGCACCAGCUCAGAAAGCUGCCCGCCUUGCUUCCCAAAAUCUGCUCAGGAGCGUAUGCAGUCAUUUCAUGAACGUAAAGCACGUCUUAUAGAAAAUGCUCGUCAGAAGUACAUAGAAAAACAUGGUUUGAAAAUGGGACUUAACUGUUAAGCAAGACUUCAAUGGCCAGUUCAGUUAUCUACCAAAUGGUGACAGAAAAUGUUGUUCUGUGGACAUAAAAUCAGUGUCUUAGGAAAAUCCUGGUCGUGUGAGACUGACUUUUUUAUGUAGAGUGUUGUACAGCCACUUGUAAAUAUUGUAUGAAAGUCAUGUACAUCUUUAGUGUUGAAUGGCAAUUGCUGCUAUUUUGGGAUCUCUUGGAAGACAAUACCGAAAAUCGAUUGAAUGAAAUUACACUGCUUGCAGUCUUCUUGUAUGGACGUGAAGAAUGCUAGUGGGGAAUAAAAAUUGUACUUAGAUUACCCUGCAUCAUCAUAAGCAUAUAACAGAAAGAAAAAUAAUACAUAUUGAAUGGAAAAUUAAUUUUAAAUUUUAAUCAUGGAUUCCUUGUCUUAAGCUAAUGCACAACUGAUUUUGUACUGAUGCCGGAAGUAAUUAUGCAUUUUUCAGAUAUUAUUGAUUUAUUACUUGUACUUCUGUAAAACAGAAUAAAGUGUGUAGAACAUUUUU
This is a messenger RNA of Schistocerca piceifrons (Central American locust), 2039 nucleotides long. Its product is annotated as lipid droplet-regulating VLDL assembly factor AUP1-like. The coding region runs from base 327 to 1520 and encodes 397 amino acids. NCBI's taxonomy places the organism in Eukaryota, Metazoa, Arthropoda, Insecta, Orthoptera, Acrididae. Gene Ontology annotation, molecular function: ubiquitin binding. The record is from RefSeq and is a predicted model, not a curated record. Gene Ontology annotation, cellular component: membrane. The transcript is spliced from 9 exons.